Molecule: messenger RNA, 450 nt
Organism: Staurois parvus
Lineage: Eukaryota; Metazoa; Chordata; Amphibia; Anura; Ranidae
Source: the annotation of a GenBank genome assembly
AGGAAAGGCCUGCCCAUAGUGCAGGUAAAGUUCCACAGCGCACAAAUAUGCGCAGAGUCCUUACGAGCCAAACAGAUGUGCAGGCACUUGGACAUAGGCGCGCGCCUGCCACUAAUGCUGGCACCAAAAGGGCUAUUUAAAUUGGCUGCAGUAGUUGUCCCAUUGCCGUAUGGUCUUUUCCCUGCUUGUGUUCCCUGAUUCCUGUGAUUGUCUCCUGAUACCGAACCAGCCUGUUUCUGACCUCUGCUUGGUUGCUACCUGCCCUGACCUCUGGCUUGCCUUGGAUUAUUCUUCUGUCUCCGCUCCUGUCUGAUUGAGCCUCUAUUACUGAUUUGGCCUGUGACCUGACUACUCUUCCUCCUGCCGCUUUAAGCCUGAUCUGCCUGACCAAUACUGAACCCGGCUCUCGUCUGACCCUGCAUCCUCAGCACGCUGCUCUCGGGUUUCCAU